GGGGCUAGCCUGGAGCAGACGGGGCUCCAGCAGUUGGUCGGUAUGUAGCAGCAGAGCUGAUCGUCUGCCCGGGAUUACAAAGAGGAAACACGCGCCUUGGAUAGAAAAUAUCACCAGCGGGAUUUAAAAUAAAACCACCCGAGGAUGAGACACAUACCGUCCGACUAAAGGAGACUGAAAACACGCCGAUAUUUCGCUGAUUUAACACCGUUUUUGAACGAAAAUGGCGAACGAGUCCCCGGCCAAAAGUCUGGUGGAUAUAGACCUGGCAUCCCUGAGGGAUCCUGCUGGGAUUUUCGAGUUGGUGGAAGUGGUCGGAAAUGGCACCUAUGGACAAGUCUACAAGGGCCGACAUGUCAAGACGGGACAACUGGCGGCCAUCAAGGUUAUGGACGUCACUGAGGAUGAAGAGGAGGAAAUUAAGCUGGAAAUUAACAUGCUGAAGAAGUACUCCCACCACAGAAACAUAGCCACCUAUUAUGGAGCCUUCAUCAAGAAAAGUCCUCCAGGCCAUGACGACCAGCUAUGGCUGGUGAUGGAGUUCUGCGGUGCCGGUUCCAUCACGGAUCUGGUGAAAAACACCAAAGGCAACACACUGAAGGAGGACUGGAUCGCCUACAUCUCCCGAGAGAUCCUCCGGGGAUUAGCUCACCUGCAUGCUCACCAUGUCAUCCACCGUGACAUCAAGGGACAAAACGUGCUGCUGACUGAAAACGCUGAAGUCAAACUGGUGGACUUUGGUGUGAGUGCUCAGCUGGACCGGACGGUAGGUCGAAGGAACACCUUCAUCGGGACGCCAUAUUGGAUGGCUCCGGAGGUCAUCGCUUGUGAUGAAAACCCAGAUGCUACCUACGACUACAGGAGUGACCUGUGGUCCUGUGGAAUCACGGCUAUAGAGAUGGCUGAGGGAGCUCCCCCUCUGUGUGACAUGCAUCCAAUGAGAGCCCUCUUCCUCAUUCCCAGAAACCCUCCUCCUCGACUCAAGUCGAAAAAAUGGUCGAAGAAGUUCUUCAGCUUCAUUGAGGGUUGCCUGGUGAAGAACUACACUCAGCGUCCUCCCACUGAGCAGCUGCUGAAACACCCCUUCAUUCGGGACCAGCCCAACGAGAGGCAGGUCCGCAUCCAGCUCAAAGACCACAUCGACCGGACCAAGAAGAAGAGGGGAGAGAAGGAUGAGACGGAGUAUGAAUACAGCGGCAGUGAAGAAGAGGAGGAAGAGGCAUCUGAGCAAGAAGGAGAGCCAAGCUCCAUAGUCAACGUGCCAGGCGAGUCGACUUUGCGCCGCGACUUCAUCCGGCUGCAGCAGGAGAACAAGGAGCGCUCGGAGGCGCUGCGCCGCCAGCAGCUCCUCCAGGAGCAGCAGCUCCGCGAGCAGGAGGAGUACAAGCGCCAGCUACUGGCCGAGAGGCAGAAACGUAUCGAGCAGCAGAAGGAGCAGAGGAGGCGGCUGGAGGAGCAACAACGGCGUGAGCGUGAGAUGAGGAGGCAGCAGGAGCGCGAGCAGCGCCGACGUGAACAAGAGGAGAAGAGGCGCGUCGAGGAGAUGGAGCGACGCCGCAAAGAGGAGGAAGAGCGCAGGAGGGCCGAAGAGGAGAAGAGGAGGGCCGACCGAGAACAGGAGUACAUCCGCCGUCAGUUGGAGGAGGAGCAGAGGCACCUGGAGAUCCUGCAGCAGCAGCUGCUCCAUGAACAGGCCAUGCUGCUGGAGUAUAAAUGGCGGGAGCUUGAGGAGCAGCGCCAAGCCCAGAAGCUCCAGAGACAGCUGCAGCAGGAGCAGGCCUACCUGCUGUCCCUCCAACAAAACCAGAACCUGGAUAGUAACAAAACAGCCCAGCAACAGAGCGCCAAACCCCCACAGAGCGUUGAACAGGACAGGAUAAAGCCCCCGCAGAGCCCUGAGCCGGAUACGACAGAACAACAGAGUACUGACUCUGAAAAGACAAGUCAAAAUCACAGUCUGGAGAAAACUACAGAACCCAAGCUACCUGUUGCUGACCUGCAAGGCCCCGCCCCUGACUCUGAGCCAAUCAGAGAGGCUGAUGAGCGAUACCGGAAGAACAUCCAGGGUUCUCCUCAGGCAGCUCAGACCAAACCGCAGCAGCCUCCGGUGCCACCGCGCUCCGAGUCUUCCUACCCCAAUGGGAACUCGGCAUCUGAGGCGCCCGCCAUGCACCCGCCCGCCAUGCACCCGCCUGCCAUGCAUCGGCCUGUAGAACCACAGGUCCGUUCCCAUCUGGCUGCUUUAAAGAGCAGUGGCAGCGUGGCAGCGUCAAACUCCUCCGCUACCACGCUGCCUGCUGUGUCGCGGUCGCACUCCUUCACCGAGCCGCUGGCCGCUAGCUUUGAAAAUCUUCACCUUCGCAACAGCCAGGAACACCCUUACUCUCCAUCUUCAUCACCAUCCUCCUCAUCAUCAACGCCUGCACGCACUGACCCACAACCCCACUCCCAGCAUAGGCCCUCACCCCGUGAACCAGCCCCUUCAGAGGAUGUCCCGCCCAGGGUUCCUGUAAGGACUACAUCAAGGUCCCCGGUGUUGUCAAGGCGAGACUCGCCUCAUCACCAUGGCAACGCCUCACACGGCAGCCAUGCUGUGCACCGCCCCUCUGCCAGUGCGGCGGAGCCUCGGCUGCUGUGGGAGCGAGUGGAGAAACUGGUUCCCAGACCAACCAGUAACAGUGACAGCGGAGGCUCCAGUUCCUCCAGCAGCUCCAGUAACUCAAGCUCUCAGCCCGGUUCUCACUGCGGCUCUGGAGAAAGAUUCAGGGCCCGCUCCUCCUCCAAAUCAGAGGGUUCGCCCCUCCAACGGCCAGAGAAUGCUGGGAAAAAACCAGAGGAGAGGAAGGACUUGGUCAGGCCAAACAGACCAGCGGACCUGACGGCUCUGGCCAAGGAGCUACGUGCAGUGGAUGACGUUCGCCCCCCAAAUAAGGUGACAGAUUAUUCAUCCUCCAGUGGUGAAGAUUCAGACACCACUGAUGAAGAUGACGAUGAAGAGGUAGACCAGGAGGCAGGCGAAGAGUCCACCUCUGGCCCGGAGGACUCCAAAGCUGUUUCUUCUAGGCUGAGUAAUGGUGAAACAGAGUCAGUGAAAACCAUGAUUGUUCAUGAUGAAGGCGAGAGCGAUGCAGGCUCAACGCCUUGCAAAGACAGCACGCUGAUCGUCAGACAGAGCCAGUCUAGUAACAACAUGCAGAAACACAAGUCUUCCUCCUCCUUCACUCCGUUCAUCGACCCACGCCUCCUUCAAGUCUCUCCAUCCACUGGCAGCGCCCUUAACAACAUAGGUUACGGGAACGACGCCCGGCUAGCAGAGGCGCUGAGGGCCGACCCAUCUCGGAAAGGCUCCGUGGUCAACGUUAACCCGGUCAACACUCGCCCGCAGAGCGACACGCCAGAGAUCCGCAAAUACAAGAAGAGGUUCAACUCUGAGAUCCUGUGUGCUGCACUAUGGGGAGUAAACCUGUUGGUGGGCACAGAGAGUGGUCUGAUGCUGUUGGAUCGCAGCGGUCAGGGGAAAGUCUACCCUCUGAUCAACCGACGGCGCUUCCAGCAGAUGGACGUCCUGGAGGGACUCAACGUCCUGGUCACUAUAUCAGGUAAGAAAAACAAGCUCCGUGUGUACUACCUGUCCUGGCUGAGGAACAAGAUCCUGCACAAUGACCCUGAGGUGGAGAAGAAACAGGGUUGGACCACCGUAGGAGACCUGGAGGGCUGUGUCCACUACAACGUUGUGAAAUAUGAGAGGAUCAAAUUCUUAGUUCUGGCUUUGAAGAACUCAGUGGAGGUCUACGCCUGGGCACCCAAGCCCUACCACAAGUUCAUGGCCUUCAAGUCUUUUGGUGACCUGGUGCACAAGCCCCUGCUGGUGGACCUGACUGUGGAGGAGGGUCAGAGGUUAAAGGUUAUCUACGGCUCAUCUUCAGGCUUCCACGCUGUGGAUGUCGACUCUGGGGCUGUCUAUGACAUCUACCUGCCUACACACAUCCAGACCAGUAUCCAGUCUCACGCCAUCAUCAUCUUGCCCAACACUGACGGCAUUGAGCUGCUGGUGUGCUACGAGGACGAGGGUGUUUACGUGAACACCUAUGGACGCAUCACCAAGGAUGUAGUGCUGCAGUGGGGGGAGAUGCCGACCUCAGUGGCCUACAUUCGUUCCAACCAGAUCAUGGGUUGGGGAGAGAAGGCCAUAGAGAUCCGCUCUGUGGAGACCGGCCAUCUGGACGGCGUCUUCAUGCACAAGAGAGCCCAGAGACUCAAGUUCCUCUGUGAAAGAAAUGACAAGGUGUUCUUCGCCUCCGUUCGGUCUGGAGGCUCCAGCCAGGUCUACUUUAUGACUCUGGGUCGAAGCAACCUGCUCAGCUGGUAGAGGUCCACACCCUGCCCUCUUCCUUCUCCUCAUUGUCCUCCACCCUCGCUAACACUGGAUCUCAGAACCCACCGUCGAUGUCUUGUCAGCCCUCGGACAACCAAAAGAGAACAAAAUCAACAACGAACCAGCCCUCUGAAGCAGUCAACAGCAAUGACUUCACCUUUCUUCUGGAGCUGCAGCCUUGCUGCAUCAGUGCUCCGGGGCCGCCUGUGACGCAGCGACAACCGGUCAAGUCACGCAGUCAUCACCCCCUGAAAUGCCUGAAGUGAUGACAUCAACAAUGAAUUAAUAUAUGAAAGAAAGUAAAAAAAAAAAUUAAAUGUGAAUUUAGGUAAAGGGGGCAAAUUACCUUUUGCCUCCCUCUCCGUUUUCUUGGUGCUUAUCAGAUUGCGAUAAGAUUUUUUUUUUUUUUUUUUUUUUUUUUUUACCUCUGCAGCAUUUCCAUGCUCCUGGGCCGGUCAGUACGCUUAAGGUCUUUUAACUACUAGUACUGCUACCACUAUUAUUACUACUGCUACUACCUUCUGCAGGUCUGCCUCUUGUAAGAGAGUUCACCCUCUGCCCCAUGUUCCUGCCCUCCGCCCUUUCUUAUGAGCGCUUCAUGGGGCCGGUGGAGUGGGAGUCUGUCGUAUUACAGUAGUGUGUGUAAAUGUACUUCUGUUUGGUCCAAUUACUGCUGACAUGCUGGAUAGAGGUCGAGACUGUCAGCCAGGGGGCAAUUGUAAAAUAAAAAAACACUCGGAGCCAGUUGGACUUGUCAUGGUGACAAGCGGGGGAAAGGGGCCUAAUAGUUUGAGGUUCUACUUUAAGUCUGAUCGAUGGGACUCGACAGGUGGGUGUGUGUGUCGUUGAAGUAUUGUGUUGUUUGGACAUGUGCUUUAAAAAAAAAAA
Molecule: messenger RNA, 5263 nt
Organism: Perca flavescens (yellow perch)
Lineage: Eukaryota; Metazoa; Chordata; Actinopteri; Perciformes; Percidae
Product: mitogen-activated protein kinase kinase kinase kinase 4
Exons: 31
Coding region: 224-4369 (1381 amino acids)
Biological process (GO): protein phosphorylation
Cellular component (GO): cytosol
Molecular function (GO): protein kinase activity; ATP binding
Source: RefSeq, a predicted model, not a curated record